Molecule: messenger RNA, 2623 nt
Organism: Anthonomus grandis grandis
Lineage: Eukaryota; Metazoa; Arthropoda; Insecta; Coleoptera; Curculionidae
Gene: bib
Product: neurogenic protein big brain
Exons: 4
Coding region: 449-2125 (558 amino acids)
Biological process (GO): transmembrane transport
Cellular component (GO): plasma membrane
Molecular function (GO): water channel activity
Source: RefSeq, a predicted model, not a curated record
AAAAAUAAAUUAAAAAAAAAAGAACAAAGUGUCAAAGCAGAAUUGAACUGACAAAAAUAUCAUUGGAAAUUUUGGCGCCCAACGAAGUGGGUUUGCUAUGUAAUUAUUACCGCAACUUUACAUACUCAAUAAUUUAAUUUUCUAUGAAUAAAUCUAUUUUAUUCUGUAAACUUUGGCUAAACUAAGUUCUUCACACCAAAUCAUAAACAGAAUUAAAUGAGGGGGUGAGAGAUAAAAAAAUCCUUGAACGCAGCGGUCUUGACACUUGUAAGUAAGCAAGCACAUGUCUCUCCCGCGUCGUGAUUGGCCCGAUUUUGAAAGUUGGGGGAUUCCGGACCAUGUGCCUGCAAUAGUUUGAAUUUUUAGUGGCACUCUGUCGUCUUCGCUCAUUGCUUGCUUGCACGGCGAGGGUCCACUUCAGUAUCUCGCGAAAUUUAAACAUUCGACAAUGGCUGACGAAAAUUUAAACUUUGACAUAAAUAACAUUGAGUUUCAUGUUAUAACACUUUUUGAAAAACUGGAUAAUAUCCGGCGAGAGAAACUCCAGGAAAUGUCCUUAAAAAAGCUGCCGAUUCAAGUAGAACUUCGGACAUUCGAAUUUUGGAAGUCGCUGAUCUCUGAAUCUGUAGCGAGUUUCUUCUAUGUGUUUGUGGUAUGUGGUGCUAACGCAGCUUCCAGAAUGGGCAGCACAUCUCCGGCAAAUGUAUUUUUGUUUACUGCCCUUUCUUCGGGAUUUGCGAUGAUUUUUUUAACAAGUUUUUUUGGAAACACUUCUGGAGCACACGUGAAUCCAGCCGUUUCAAUAGCUAUGGGUGCAAUUAAACGGAUCUCUCUUCUAAGAACCUUCAUGUUUAUCAUCUCCCAAUGUACCGGAGCCGUAGCUGGAGCUGCCUUCUUAUAUGGAAUCACAGUACCAGGGUUUCAUGGUUACCAAGAGAACUUGUCUUCUGCUAUAGGACACCCAUCUAACAUAUUUACCUCAGUAGAACGCUUCGGCAUAGAACUAACCUUGACCUUUAUGGUUGUGUUUUCUUACUUUAUUGCCAUGGACACUUACCGCAAAUGGAAUGGUUCUGGGGCGCUUACUGUUGGUUUUACUUACUGCGCCUGUUCCUUAGUCUUUAUGCCUUACUUGAAUCCGGCCCGUGCUCUUGGUCCAUCAUUUGUUUUGAAUAAAUGGGAUUCCCACUGGAUUGACUGGCUCGGUCCAAUGCUGGGGGGUUUAGCUGCUGGCCUUUCCUACGAGUACAUUUUUAACCCUCACAGAGUAAAAAAAGUAAAAAAGCAGCGCGAAGAAGAAAUGUCUAGUAUGCCAUCAGACGAUGAACUUAACUAUGAUGAUGUUGACAAACCCCAACCACCAAAAUUUCACGGGUCUACCUAUAAUACUUAUAGAUCAACUACUGGAAUUGAGUCAAGAGGUAAUUAUUGUCCUAGCUUGUUUGGUGCGCCACCAGCAAGGUUAGAUAGAGUUGAGUCAAUAUAUGGUGGGACCAAGUCGUUAUGUCGCAGUCCUCCGCUUACUAGAGCAAAUUUAAAUAGAUCCCAGUCAGUUUAUACUAAAUCAAAUACAGCUAUCAACAGAGAACUACUGCCAAACCCAGGUCCUUUAGUACCCGCUCAAUCCUUAUAUCCUAUGCGCUUAAAUCAGCAAAGCCAUUUGCAAAACCAAAAUGUGCACAAUCAGAUGCAACAGCGAUCGGAUCAACUUUAUGGGGUUAGAGGGGUAACCCCAGGAACUAGCUCAACCAGAACGGAUAAUUACAGCACUACUGAACGUCAAAGAGAUAACUAUUCUACUAACGAGCGCCAAAGAAGGGAAAAUUACUCCACAACCGAUAACAUUUAUGGAGGAAGAACAAAUCCUGCAUCCAGUUCAGAUAGCAGUGAUAACAACCCUCCACCACCAAGAAAUAGACGACCUGAAUCCGUUUACGCCAUGUUAGGCUCCCAAGGUAGAGGAGCCCAAAAGCAGAAUACUUGUCAAUAUCCGGAAAAUCGAAAUGUAGUAGGAGCCAGCAAUCCAUCUCGACCACCACCACCACCACAGAGUGGAUCAAUGCACCCUAGUAAUUCAAAUACUAGCAAUUAUCAUCUUCAGCAUUCACCAAAUGCUCAAUAUUAGAUUGGUUAGAAACUUAAUGUAAUUUGUUCUUGUUGUCUAAAUGUUGUGUAACUUAUUAUGUCGAUAAAUUAUUAACUUCCUCUGAUAUUAGAAAAUUAAGCUGGUUUUAUAAUUUAAGUUAAAAAUAUAUAUAUAUUAACUUAUUUCUUUUUGUUACUUUAAGCGAUAUUGAAUGUAAGUUAAUAAUCUCUAUCGCAUUCCUGACUGUUGUAUAUAGAGAUAAUUUUAUUUUGUAUAUUUUCUAUAUUUUUGAGAUUUUGUAUUAUACCACAAUAUUUUUUGUAUAUAAACAUAAUAUGUUAUUUGAGGUAUGUAUCUUACUAAAGCGCGAAUUCGGGCUUACCGAAAAACAUAAUGUUAAGCUGGUAUCUAAUUAAACAAUUUUAAUCGCAAGGCCUCUAUAUUGCUAUUAAUAUUUUGUCGUUUUCUGUGUCACUCAAGAUAUAUACCUAAUUGUAUCUACUUGAAAAAAAAAAUAAAAAAAUGUGUUGUCAUGUA